Molecule: messenger RNA, 462 nt
Organism: Mixia osmundae IAM 14324
Lineage: Eukaryota; Fungi; Basidiomycota; Mixiomycetes; Mixiales; Mixiaceae
Exons: 4
Coding region: 1-462 (153 amino acids)
Source: RefSeq, a predicted model, not a curated record
AUGUCUUAUCAAUUCUCCUCACAUCUUACCCGAGUUCAGGUCGAUCUCUCUCCAACAGCAUAUGCACUCGGCUGGCGAUGCGAACCGCUGCCCAGUGACAGACGACCGGGUACCGAAGCCAAAUGUCAGCCUGUCCAGAUUGUACGAACGCCCGACCGUGCAGAUAUCGCUUUCGAUCUCAUCAUUCCAGGAUUUCCAGAGGUCCCGCCUGCAGGCGAAGGCAUGCCCGAGAUGUACCAGUGCUGUAGACCUCAGGCGAUCCAAGCAAUCAUAGUAGGCUGGCCUGAUCGACUCAUUACCGAAGGACCGUGUCGAUAUGAGUUACUAUGCGAAGCCACCUCACCGCCUGGCAUGCCUCCCAAGCCAGACUUUUGCGCACUAUUCUACGCACCGCCAGUCAGAUACCGUUGCGAGAGUCAGUUGACCGAUCUUGGCUUCUGUCUCUUCUCUGUCGAUCGCUAG